UCAUGGAACAGCAAGCCAGUCUGGCUCUCUGCGGACUGCAUCUCAUCUUGACUACAAGACUUCGUGGACAUGGUAGUGAAGGCUACAUUCUGAUUCGGCUUUCCUCAGACAGCUGUACAAUACUGCUAAGGGUCAAUUGGAAUCUUCACCUCUACCUGAUUCACAUCCUGCUCUUUUGCUAUUUGUAUAUGUAUAUGCUAGAUCAACCCAUCUGAAAACAAGUCCAGGGAGUAGGAGCCCGUGGCGUUAGGUGCGAGUAAGCAGCCACCUGACCGUGUAGGACAGCCUUGGAGACAGGACGUGUGGGGACCCGUUCUUAAUCGCCACUUGUCGCGCAGGAGUAACAUCUACCGCUCCAAAAUAGCCUGUGUUUUCUUCGAGGGCCGCUGCAAGUUUAUCGCCAUGCUGUAGAUUAGCCUCGAGUUUCACGGUCGGUGCUAGCUACACAGGAGAUUUCCUCCGCCUCAAUAUGAUGCGAUAACGCUAACAUGGCUGCAAAUCGCGUGGCUCUGCUUGGUCAUUUACUCAUCGUCUCGGGUAUUCCAAACACUUUACAAUUUCUUGAUUCUGCGGACGCGAAAAGCCAAAAAGUAAGCUGCUGCUGCGUUGUCCCUACUAACCGGACGUCGGAAUCUGGGCUUGCUGCACGGCCCGAUACGAGCUGUAUGCGCUGCCUGCUUGCUUAUGCCGUACUGCGAAUAUGCUCGUGAAGACCAUUGGCCACGUAAAAGGCCAAGCCGGUGGCCUGGAUGCGGCGGUGUCAUAGCGGAGCUGGUGGCUGUUGUAAACUGUAAGGCCUAGGGUUACAGGCGCCUGUAUAAGCGGUGUUGUACAAAGGAGGGAAGAAGCAACGUUCCGCUGGACCCUUUUGGGCCCUCCAAGAUUAACCACUCGCACACAUGGAGCGGUCUGCUUACUUGCAUGAGUAAUCAUGCAUUGCUAUAGAGACGCUGGUAACAGCUUGCAAUGAUGUGCGGGAAGAGAUACUUUUGACAGAAAACUACAAAUUGAACGCAUGGAAAAGACUUUCGCAAUCAGACAGUGAUUGAGGACGACGCAGAGCUGGGUCUGAGUUAGAAUGAGUGUACAGCAUCGAGAUCUCCUCACCGCAUCAUUUGUUUCGCUAAAGAAUGCCCAGGUGCUUACACACGAC
This is a messenger RNA of Alternaria alternata, 1153 nucleotides long. RefSeq lists its product as hypothetical. The record is from RefSeq and is a predicted model, not a curated record. NCBI's taxonomy places the organism in Eukaryota, Fungi, Ascomycota, Dothideomycetes, Pleosporales, Pleosporaceae. The transcript has a single exon. Bases 489 to 710 code for a protein of 73 amino acids.